GUACAAACACACUUGGAAAAUCAGUCUAGAUACCACAUACAGCAGAGCCAGAGGCACCAGGUGAAGCAGUACCUGACCCUUGAUGCCAAGCUGUCCAGCCAGACCCUCUCGCUGUCCCACUCUCACGCGGUCCAGCCGGUGGGGGUGAGCUCAGUCCUGCGGAGCGGACACAUGGCUCCAGCCAGCGGCUCUCCGCACAGCCCUGUCACCAAGCUGCUGGCCCUCGGCGGCCAACACGAAAAUGCGAUGGAAGAAGUUAUUGAAGACAUAAUCAAUAUGGAAUCAAAUUUUAAUGAUGAAGGGAUAGGUUGUUCUGAAACUCCUUUACUAAUGCAAAGAACUCUAUCUAGCAGCAUUUUGGAUAUAUAUAACAGUGACCAGGGAAUGGCACCAGCUAAUAUGAGUCUCACAAAUGCUUCUUGCCCAGCUAAUCUACCAGUAAAAAGGGAGCUCACAGCAGAUACAAGAGCAAUGGCAAAGGAGAGACAAAAAAAGGAUAACCACAAUCUCAUUGAGAGAAGAAGAAGGUAUAAUAUUAAUUACCGAAUCAAGGAGCUUGGCACACUCAUCCCCAAGUCUAAUGAUCCUGAUAUGCGCUGGAACAAAGGAACUAUUUUAAAAGCAUCGGUAGAGUACAUCAAGUGGCUACAAAAAGAACAACAGAGAGCCAGAGAAUUAGAACACAGGCAGAAGAAAUUAGAGCAUGCUAACAGAAGACUUCUGCUCCGAAUUCAGGAACUGGAGAUCCAGGCACGUGCGCACGGCCUUCCCAUCAUGUCUUCGCUCAGUGCUGUGGAUUUAGCUGCGCAGGUCAUCAAGCAACAGUCUUAUCCAGAGGAGAACUCUGUAGACUACUCUCAACAAAUGCCCCUGGUACAUGGACAAAAUUCUGAUGUCUGUGAUGGAUCUACAGCCUUUUCUGAUCCGCUUUCACACUUCACGGAUUUGUCCUUCAGCGCAGCUUUGAAAGAAGAACAACGACUAGAGGAAAUUUUAUUGGACGACACAGUGUCGCCAUUUGGAACAGACCCACUGUUGUCCUCCACAUCUCCAGCUGCAUCAAAAGAGAGCAGCAGGAGAAGCAGCUUUAGCACAGAUGAUGGAGAUGAUUUAUAAAAGCAGAAAGGGUCUCAUCCUUCUCCAAACACUUGUUAAAAGACUUAGUUAAAUGUAAGCAUGGUGUUUGCUCUUAUUUUAAGGAGAGACACUGUAAAAAUCAAUUACUACAUGACAAGGAUUUCAAUCAGCCCUUACUUCACAAGAAAAUAAGAUGGACAUGAAGCCAUACCACUCUGCCCCAAAUUCACCCUCUGUUCACAGCCAACAUUUGCAUAAAUCUCUCUUCACUGGGAA
Pyrgilauda ruficollis (rufous-necked snowfinch) is the source of this 1353-nucleotide messenger RNA. RefSeq names its product transcription factor EC (gene TFEC). The record is from RefSeq and is a predicted model, not a curated record. The transcript is spliced from 7 exons. Gene Ontology annotation, cellular component: nucleus. Lineage: Eukaryota; Metazoa; Chordata; Aves; Passeriformes; Passeridae. Gene Ontology annotation, biological process: regulation of transcription by RNA polymerase II. The coding region runs from base 172 to 1116 and encodes 314 amino acids. Gene Ontology annotation, molecular function: protein dimerization activity; DNA-binding transcription factor activity, RNA polymerase II-specific; RNA polymerase II cis-regulatory region sequence-specific DNA binding.